AUGCCAGAAACAAAUGAGAAAACUUAUAAACUAAAAGAAGACUCUCGUCAUAAAAAGAUCCAUGCACCUAUAGAUAAAAUUGAAUUAAUUAAAGAACUAGUCGAAUUGAUUUCAACUUCCUCUACACCAUACACAUACACUUUAUCUCAAUCUGCUGGUAGGAGUGCAUAUAAUGAAAGGUAUUUAUACAUUUAUAAGGAGAAAGUUUGGCGAUUGGACAAAGCUUACAUAAUUAAUGAGGAGAAGUUGGGUGUCAAAUUUAUGAGGAAUCCUUAUAUUGUGCAUUUUCAGCAUCGAAGACGUUCUGAAGUGAGGAUUACUCUUGUUGGAUGUAAUACAAAACCUAAAAACACAUAUGAUGAAAACUACUUCUAUGAUGAUUUAAUAUAUGCAUUUGAUAAUCUUAAUAUGUAUGAUUUCAAUUUCUCUAAAUUUGUUUCCGAGAGGAAAGAAUCCAGAAAAAAAGUUUUCGAUGAACCUAUAAUUAUGAUAAAAGAUUUUAAUGCAUCAGGAACCUAUCUUAGGGAAGAUGAAUGUACAGAAGUUGACAGAUUAUUGCAACAAAAUAAGUUAGUAUGGGGCAUUAAUCACGGUGAAAAUACUAUGGUUGGGUCAAAGGCUUCGUAUGAUCAGUUUAUUUUUGAAGUAGAA
This is a messenger RNA of Racocetra persica, 651 nucleotides long. Lineage: Eukaryota; Fungi; Glomeromycota; Glomeromycetes; Diversisporales; Gigasporaceae. The record is from the annotation of a GenBank genome assembly.